AUUUGCAGUAGCUUUGCAUGAUGUUACGAUGGUAUAUUGAUCAAGAUCGACUUCGUCCUCGCUGAUAUCCCUUUCAAGUGUAAUGGACAGGAUACUGAUACGAAUACUUGACUCGGUAUAAUAUGCGACCCGAAACGCUCCAGUCUCAGUUUGCCGCAAGUCUGCCGUUUGCUUUACAGUUAUUUAUUCCGGUUUCACCUCAAAAUGCCCUCAAACAUAUCUUCCUCCUUUACAACGCCCAUGGCCCAAACCAAAUCCUCCAUCACACUUUGUAGCAACUGUGGCCACUCGUUUAAUACCCAAGUCUCUUCUCUUCCGCUCGAUGUCGAUGCGUACCUACGAUCUGGAAGACAGAUCAUUCCCAAAAUGGAAGAAGAAGCGUACUCGCAAACCCUCUCAGAACUACGCAAAAAGAUAUACGAGUACAAUUCGCAAAUAUCCAGCUUGAAAUGCAUUGUGGAGAACCUCGAAGCUGGGCGCCAGAUGAUAAGGAAGUCGGUCCGAAAAGUCCGAUCUCUCGUUGCGCCCAUUCGCAGGCUUCCCCCGGAGAUCCUUUCCAUCAUCUUCGAAUGUGUCUGCAUUUCCUUACCGUUCUAUGAUGGUCGCGAUGAGAGGCGAUCCGCAUGCAAAGGACCCUUCCACCUCUCCGCUGUCUGCGCAUAUUGGCGGGACAUAUGUCUAUCUUCACCUCAACUUUGGACGUCCAUAUUCGCCAACGCCGACAACUCAGACCUAUUGCCGCGCUUUAAAAACCUUUCAAAAUUGGUCGAAGAGCGUUCAUACCAGCUCCCAUUAUCCCUUGAUGUAUCGGCACGGUACUCACCCCCGCACCUAUAUCUUAACAUUCCGCGAAGCCGCUAUCACUGCUUGGAUUCGUUGUUCUACGGCGACAGCGCAAUUAGUUUGUGCCGCCUGAAGAACAUCUCCCUAGAUUUGAAUUUCAAGUUCGAUAACAUAGCGCUAGAAGAUAGCCGCAUUGAAUUCCCAGAACUGGAACAUCUGGAACUCUCCGGAUGUUUUGAAGCCUUCCCCGACGAGGUGGUCAUCGGUCUAUUUUCGCAUGUUCCGAAAUUGCAUACUCUAUCUUUGGGAAGUUUCUCCCAUAUCAUACAUUUACGCUUGCCGGACGAACAGAUCACGACGAUCCACUAUUCCGGUUAUCGAUCGCGGAAUAUCGACGCUUUGCAGUGCCAUAAGAGGUUUCCCAAUGUUACCACAGCUACGUUUCAUCAUUGCAAUCUGGAUUUACUCAACACAAGCGACCUUCCCUUCCGAAAGCUACUUCUCCAAGAUGUGCUACUAGACAAUAUCGGAGAUCACAUUUUGCAAACGACGAUCCCGUACCUUACUUCCCUAGAACUCGUCAGCACUGUUCAUGAAGUGUACCGUAACACUUACAAGGCAGAGGUAUUUCGCAACCUCGUACAACGCGUUUUCCAGUCUCUCACGGAGCUCACGUUCACCACCGUUGACUUUCUUUCCACUGAUGCGCUUCCCAUCCUUCGCAUGGCGCCGAACCUCUUGAGGUUAUCCAUCGUGGAGCAAAACAAGGUGCAAAUGCGUCUUGUUACGCCCAAUUUCAUCCAAGGGCUUUAUGAUCCAAGGAUGUUGCCAGAGUUGCGGCAUUUGCAGCUUGUCUGGUCGGGCAGCGUGAAUGAGGCCGCUGUUAUGGAUAUGGUUGAGCAUCGGGCGUUCGAGUCUGUUGUGAUAGGUGUGAGGAUGGGAGGCAAGCUCCAAGGGGAUACUUUGUCUAGAGUCGACGGUCUACGAGAACGAGGCAUAAUAAUAACACUCUGGUAGAGAAGAGCUUGGGAAUGUGUAUACACGUACGAGUUAACAUUGUGUAUGUCGUGAUAAUGAACAUGGAUUCACUGGGUGAUGAGAUACAGGCCCUGGCGUCUCGUACAACGUCGUGAAUGAGC
Molecule: messenger RNA, 1922 nt
Organism: Desarmillaria tabescens
Lineage: Eukaryota; Fungi; Basidiomycota; Agaricomycetes; Agaricales; Physalacriaceae
Exons: 2
Coding region: 205-1800 (531 amino acids)
Source: RefSeq, a predicted model, not a curated record